Molecule: messenger RNA, 1467 nt
Organism: Vicia faba (fava bean)
Lineage: Eukaryota; Viridiplantae; Streptophyta; Magnoliopsida; Fabales; Fabaceae
Source: the annotation of a GenBank genome assembly
AUGAGUUUCAGAGAAGACAGCGGCGAUGGAAGGGAGCUUCAGAAACCGUUCCUUCAUACGGGAAGUUGGUAUAAAAUGGGUUCCAGACAAUCCAGCGUUGCGGGCUCCUCCACUACCCAGGUUUUGCGCGAUGGUUCAGUUUCUGUUCUCUUCUGUGUCCUCAUCGCUGCUUUGGGUCCCAUUCAAUUCGGUUUCACGUGUGGAUAUUCUUCUCCGACGCAAAUAGCUAUAAUCAAAGAUCUAAAUCUCUCGGUUUCUGAGUUUUCUCUGUUUGGAUCUUUAUCCAAUGUGGGUGCGAUGGUGGGAGCUAUAGCCAGUGGUCAGAUAGCAGAAUACGUUGGACGCAAAGGGUCGUUGAUGAUUGCUUCAAUUCCCAAUAUAAUAGGGUGGCUCGCCAUUUCUUUUGCCAAAGACUCUUCCUUUUUGUUUAUGGGGAGGUUAUUGGAAGGUUUUGGUGUUGGGAUUAUUUCUUAUGUGGUGCCUGUUUAUAUAGCUGAGAUAGCACCUGAGAACAUGAGAGGUAGCCUUGGAUCAGUGAAUCAGCUCUCUGUUACAAUUGGAAUAAUGCUGGCUUAUCUGUUAGGCCUUUUUGCCAACUGGAGAGUGCUUGCAAUCCUAGGAAUUUUGCCUUGUACAAUAUUAAUACCUGGAUUAUUUUUUAUACCAGAAUCUCCUAGAUGGUUGGCCAAGAUGGGGAUGAUGGAUGAGUUCGAGACUUCGUUGCAAGUGUUGAGAGGAUUUGACACAGAUAUAUCUGUUGAAGUACACGAAAUUAAGAGAGCUGUGGCAUCAACUGGAAAAAGGGCUACAAUCCGAUUUGCAGAUCUCAAGAGGAAAAGAUAUUGGUUCCCUUUAUCGAUUGGAAUUGGAUUACUUGUACUUCAGCAAUUGAGUGGUAUCAAUGGAGUUUUGUUCUAUUCAACUAGCAUCUUUGCAAAUGCAGGAAUCUCAUCCAGCAAUAUUGCUACCGUUGGACUUGGAGCUAUUCAGGUCAUAGCUACUGGAAUCGCUACUUGGUUGGUGGACAAAAGUGGGCGGAGGGUGCUCCUAAUAAUAUCCUCAUCUUUAAUGACAGCUAGCCUUCUCGUUGUUUCUGUAGCAUUUUAUCUGGAGGAAUUUGUAUCAAAGGAUUCACACUAUUUCAGCAUUUUGGGAAUAAUAUCUGUUGUUGGCCUUGUGGUUAUGGUAAUUGGUUUCUCUCUAGGACUUGGACCAAUUCCUUGGCUUAUAAUGUCUGAGAUACUUCCAGUGAAUAUAAAGGGCCUUGCUGGAAGUACAGCAACCAUGGCUAAUUGGCUAGUUUCGUGGAUAGUCACAAUGACUGCAAACUUGCUUUUGACUUGGAGUAGUGGAGCGACAUUCACAAUCUACACAGUGGUAGCUGCAUUUACUGUUGUAUUUACGGCGCUAUGGGUGCCUGAGACCAAGGGAAGAACAUUGGAAGAAAUUCAGUUUUCCUUAAGAUAG